Drechmeria coniospora is the source of this 2667-nucleotide messenger RNA. Its product is annotated as WD domain-containing protein. The record is from RefSeq and is a predicted model, not a curated record. Gene Ontology annotation, biological process: proteasome-mediated ubiquitin-dependent protein catabolic process. Lineage: Eukaryota; Fungi; Ascomycota; Sordariomycetes; Hypocreales; Ophiocordycipitaceae. The transcript is spliced from 4 exons. Gene Ontology annotation, cellular component: GID complex. Gene Ontology annotation, molecular function: protein binding. Bases 1 to 2667 code for a protein of 888 amino acids.
AUGGGCCCUAUAAGUACUUGGUUUGGUGGCCGGCCAGAACCAGUGCCCAAGGGACCGGCGAGCCUACUUCACGUGUGCAGUCGUCGUCCCGCUUCCUCGCAGAGAGCAACGUCCACCUUGCAGCUCACCGGCACCUUCAUCAUCCUACGACCUCGAGACAGCAACGCCAGUCUGUCGGGCCCAUCGGCGGCUCCUUCAAUCCGCCCGCCGCGUUGCCUCCCCCCCCUCGCCCUCCGCCCGGUCCCGCCACCGUCCUGCCACGGCCGACCCGGAGCUGCCUCCCUGGCCAACCUCGAUCCCGCUCCCGCUCCUACCGCGGUUCCCGGCCGCGGAGAGGUCGUCGUGGACCAAGUUCGCCAUCCUCGUUCCCCCCUCGACGCCUCCGACCACCCAUCCACCCCGCCCCCCGACCCAGCACCUCUCAGCACAGCCAUCUCAGCACCAACCCCCACGACGCCACGACGAGUCCGCGAUCGAGGAGCCUCGUCAGGAGCCUCGGCCGUUGCGAACAUAGCAUCUUCCGCAGCCAGAGCUCCCGAAGCCUCGACCCCCGCGCCCCAAGUCUUGGGCCGACGACGGCGGUCCUCGGGCUCCCAGCCGCAGGGAGAGUCGGUAGCCUCAUUCGCCGACGCCGACGCCGACGCCGACGCCGACUCCUCAUCCGCCGGAGCCGCUGCCGAGCACCCUCCUAAGCGAAGAAGACGUGAUAGCAUUGUCAUGUUGGUCGACGGCAGCGAAACCGGCCACUCGAACGGCAGCGCCGCACCCCGGUCCAACGGAUCGACGACGGCAUCGCCCAACGGCGUCACUAACGGAGCCCGCAAGCUAUCGCUGACGACGAACGGAUCCUCGAAUGGCGAGAGGACCGCGGCGACGACCUACUUCGGCCACAACCGCGAAGAGGUCACGAGGAUCCUGAUCCAGGCGCUCUCCGACAUGGGAUACCAGGCGGCGGCCGAGAGCGUCAGCCGGGACAGCGGCUACAGCCUGGAGAGCCACACCGUCUCCGCCUUCCGCUCCGCCGUCCUCGCCGGCUCCUGGGCCGAGGCCGAGGAGCUGCUGGCCGGCGCUGCCUUGGCCGAGUCGUCGGCGGCGGCGGCGAGUCAAGGAGGCGGGAGCGGCGGCGGCAACGGAAACGGAAACGGUCUCGUCCUCGCCGCCGCCGCCGAUCGGGACCUGAUGAAAUUCUGGCUACGGCAGCAAAAGUUCCUCGAGCUGCUGGAGGAGAGAGAGAUGGGCCGCGCCCUCGUCGUUCUGCGGGGCGAGUUGACGCCGCUCUACCAGGACACGGACAAGCUGCACUUCCUGUCGAGCCUGCUCAUGUGCACCUCGGCCAAGGAUCUCAUGGCAAAGGCCCAGUGGGACGGCGCCCAAGGGCUGUCACGCAAGCAGCUGCUGUCGGAAUUGUCUCGAUUCAUCUCUCCCUCGGUCAUGCUGCCCGAGAGCCGGCUCGCCGUCCUCCUCGAGCAGGUGAAGCAGAGACAGAUCGACACCUGCCUCUACCACACGGCCGCCACGCCGCCGUCGCUCUACUCGGACCACUUCUGCAACCGGCAGAAGUUCCCCAGCGUCGCGGCCCUCGAGCUGACCGACCUCGGCGGAGAGGUGUGGCAGGUGCAAUUUUCGCACGACGGGUCCAGGCUGGCCGCCAGCGGAAGCCUGGACAACGUCGUCAUCUGGGACACGAACACCUUUGCCGUCGUCGGCAGCCUCGCGGAUCACGAGAUGGGCGUCGGCAACCUCGCGUGGAGCCCGGACGACGCGCUGAUUGUGACGUGCUCGCAGGACAAGCUUGCGCGCCUCUGGGAUGUCAAGACAGGUUCCUUGCUCAAGAAGAUUAGAAGGUUUGACGAGCCGGUCAGCGGCUGCGUUUGGGCAGCCGACAGCGCGUCCUUUGUCCUCGGCACCCUUGACAAGAAUCACAGCCUCUGCACUUAUCAGGUGCACGACGAUACCAUGCUCGAAUGGGGCAAGAAGCAUCGGAUCCAGGACAUAUGCGGCUCCGCCGACGGCCGCUGGCUCGUGGCCGUCGACGACAUCUGCACCAUUCACGUCUACAACGGCCGCUCGCGCGAGCUCGAGUUCAAUUUGGACGUGGGCGUGCGGCCGACGUCGGUGAGCAUCAGCCAGGACUCGCGCCAUCUCCUCGUCAACAAGCAGGACAACGAGGCGCUCCUCAUCGACCUCGUGACGAGAAACUCGGUCCAGAAGUUCGUCGGCCACACGGGGGGCGAGUACCUGAUCAGGAGCGCCUUUGGCGGCGCCAACGAGAGCUUCGUUGUCAGCGGGAGCGAGGACGGCAACCUGUUCAUCUGGCACAAGACGACGGGGGUGCCGGUCGAGAGGCUGCACGCGCACAUGCCGCGGUGCAACGCGGCGACGUGGAACCCGACGGAUCCUUGCAUGCUGGCUUCAUGCGGAGACGACGGCCGUGACGCCGCCGACGCCGCCGAAGUCGACGGCAAUGACGAAGGCGACGACGAAGGCGACGACGGUGAGGACGAGAGUGUUUGCGUCACCGUCGCCAGCUUCAGCAACUACUCGUAUGAGGACGGGGCCGGGUACGACGGGGACGGGUACGAAGGGUACGGGUACGGGGACGCGUACGACGAGGACGGGGACGGGGACGGGGACGGGGACGAGGAUGAGACCGAAGACGAGGAUUAG